Messenger RNA from Salvia miltiorrhiza (redroot sage), 2867 nucleotides. RefSeq names its product protein ENHANCED DISEASE RESISTANCE 2-like. Gene Ontology annotation, molecular function: lipid binding. The transcript is spliced from 19 exons. Bases 388 to 2541 code for a protein of 717 amino acids. NCBI's taxonomy places the organism in Eukaryota, Viridiplantae, Streptophyta, Magnoliopsida, Lamiales, Lamiaceae. The record is from RefSeq and is a predicted model, not a curated record.
UCCAAAAACGACAGAAGAGAAUAAAAUAAAACGAAGACAAAAAAAUAAUAAAAUAAUAAAAAAGAAAAAAGAACAAAAAAAAAAAAAGUUGAGAAAUUUAGCAGUUCUGAAAAAAUUUGAAGAAGUUGUCGGAGUUUUAAAACUACGAUUCUCUGAAUCCCAUUUGUGGGAUCAGAGGAUCAUCCCUCCAAAAAUAGUCUCUUCUUUCGUCGGGAAAAAAUCUGCAUGUUUACACAGUUGGUUUUAUUUUGAGUGAAGUAUAUGCAGAAGAGCAAUUUUGAAGCGUUGUUGAAAUAAAUGCGAUUUUGAUCGAUAAAUUCAGAACGAUAGAAAAAACACUGAAUUUUUUGUAUUUUUGUUUUGGGGAAAAAAAUUGGGUAGUGAAAAAUGGCAGGAAGCGAAGGGAAAAUGCAGGGAUGGCUGUAUUUGAUUCGUUACAAUAGAUUUGGGCUUCAGUAUUCGCGUAAGAGAUAUUUCAUUCUUGAAGACAACUGCCUCAAGAGGUUCAAAUCGGUUCCCACUUCCGAUGCGGAGGAGCCUAUGCGAAGUGCAAUAAUAGACUCAUGCAUUCGUGUUGUCGACAAUGGAAGAGAGAGCCAUCGUAGAAAAUUAUUUUUCAUUUUUACCCUUUACAAUACCUCUAACCAUAGAGAUAGGCUGAAGCUGGGAGUGACCAGCUCGGAAGAAGCUGCUCGUUGGAUCCGAGCCUUACAGGAUGCUGCACUUAACCCGGGAAAAGAUUUGGAAUCGUGCUCUGAUGAAAGAAAAUGGCAGCCUUUCACCAUGAGCGUUUCAAAGAGAAUGGAAAAUAAAAGCUCCAUCGACUGGACUGCAACUUCUAUGCAAGUGAAUACAAAGACAUCUGAUGUUGUAGCGCCCGCGUCUUGGAAAAUAUUUGGCUGCCAAAAUGGAUUGCGUCUCUUCAAAGAAGCCAAAGAGAGAGAUCCAACUGGGAAGGAAUGGGAUGAGCAUCCAGCUAUUAUGUCUGUUGCUGUCAUUGAUGGAACUCCAGAAGCUGUUUUUCGUACAAUCAUGUCUAUCGGUACCUCCAGAAACGAGUGGGAUUUCACCUUCUGCCGGGGCACCGUAGUCGAGCACCUAGACGGGCACACGGACAUUGUUCACCUUCAACUCAACAAUCACUGGUUACCAUGGGCGAUGAAACGAAGAGACUUGUUGCUUCGUCGUUAUUGGAGAAGAGAAGAUGAUGGCACAUAUGUCAUCCUCUACCACUCUGUUUUCCAUAGAAAGUGCCCGCCUCAAGAUGGCUACGUCCGAGCCUGCCUCAAAAGCGGUGGGUACGUGAUCUCUCCUAGCCCUCAGGGCAAAGAAUGCAUCAUCAAGCACAUGCUGGCCAUCGACUGGAAGUGCUGGAAGUCGUACAUCCAGAAGGGGGCAGCCAGGACUAUCACCACCCGUAUGCUUGAGAAAGUUGCAGCCCUUAGGGAGCUCUUCAGAGCAAAGGGAGGCAACGGUAGCCACGAGUACAUAUCAGGAGAGCUCAGCGAUAAGGAUGAGACCAAGACAGAAGCUAGCUUUGAUCGCUCACAUAGUGUAACAGAUGACGAGUCCUCAAGACAGCCCGCCUCCUCCUCCACUCUCAUGGCCCUCAGUGAUGCUGUUGAUGAGUUCUUCGACGUUCCUGAGCAUUCAGAUGACGAGGGGCUAGAGAGUGGCUGGGCCGAGAGCCCGGAUAUGUGCUUUGUGGAGCAGCCUCAGACCAAAGUUUCAUCUGCCACCACCUUCAUGAAGAAACUGCAGAAUCUUGCAGUCCAAAAGAAGGGGUACAUGGAGCUGCCUGAGUUAUCUCUGGAGGAAAGUGCGUCGCACUACUAUGGCUCGACACUUCCAAAGGAUGCUAGCUUCACCAUGCCUUGUAGCUGGGCAGCCGCAGACCCCUCCUCCUUCUUGAUCCGUGGAGACAACUAUUUAACAGACAACAAAAAGCUCAAGGCAAAAAACACCUUGAUGCAAUUGGUAGCUGCAGAUUGGCUAAGAUCGGAAAAGCGUGAAGAUGAUCUAUCCGGUAGACCUGGAAGCAUUGUUCAGAAAUACGGGGCAUGUGGAGGAUCGGAGUUCUUCUUUGUCAUCAACAUACAGAUCCCGGGCCCAACAAUGUACAGUUUAUCUCUCUACUACAUGCUCAAAACUCCCUUGGAAGAAACACCUCUCUUGGAGAAAUUUGUGAAUGGAGAUGACACUUUUAGGAACUCAAGAUUCAAGCUCAUCCCCUACAUCUCUCAGGGCUCUUGGAUAGUGAAGCAGAGUGUUGGCAAGAAAUCUUGCUUAUUAGGUUCAGCACUCGAGGUUAACUACUUCCGCGGAAACAACUACUUGGAGCUUGACAUUGAUGUUGGCUCAUCUACUGUGGCAAGGGGUGUAGUCAACCUCGUCCUCGGCUACCUAAACAAUCUUGUAAUAGAAAUGGCAUUCUUGAUACAGGGAAACACUGCUGAAGAGCUGCCGGAGUUCCUGCUGGGGACGUGCCGCCUUAAUCACUUAGACGCGGCCAAGUCCAUCGCCACUGACACCAUCAGAUAGAGAAAGAUAGAACUAGAGUAAAUGGCUGGUUUGACAUUGCUCAAGUUGUAGUCUUUCUUGGUGUUUUUUUCCAUCCCAUCAAAAUUUUGCAAGAGGUGUUGAGUGCUAAUUCUCUCACACACACACAUAGUUGUGGUUGUUCUUGGAGAUGGAGAAUAGAAGAGGUUUUUUUUCUAAAUUUUGAAAUCAGUGUUUGUUUCAUGUAAUCUCCCUUUGUAACAUUAUUUUUGUUUUUGUUUUUUUGUCCAUGUGAAACAGUAUGCGACUUGUAUAUACUGUGAGUUUAUGUGACAACCAGUUUUAAUAAAAGAUUUUGCUUAAUUUUA